CCCUUUGAUUUAGAUUAGAAAGAAGGCAAAAGAGUUCUAGCCUCGCUUCCUUCCCAAAGCGCCCUUUUCCCCCCAUUUCUUUUUUCUUUUUUUGCAAGCGAAGCGAAGGCGGCGGAGGCGGCGGAAAAAAAGCAGCCAAGAGGUUGCCUUGCACCGGGGGUUUCUUGUUUUUGCAACGCGGCUGCUGCUGCUGCUUUCACGAACGGCGAAGGAUGAGGUUCAGCGCGAUAGCGGGGCUGAGCGCCUUGUUGGUCUUUGGCUUCCAAGCCGUCUUCGCGCAACCAAUGGACAUCAGUCUACCCCCUGAAGACCAGGAUUCAUCUGGAGAUGACGAUGACUCAUUUUCUGGUUUAUCAUCGGGUGCAG
Thamnophis sirtalis is the source of this 366-nucleotide messenger RNA. The record is from RefSeq and is a predicted model, not a curated record. NCBI's taxonomy places the organism in Eukaryota, Metazoa, Chordata, Lepidosauria, Squamata, Natricidae.